AUGUCGCCAUCCCUCAAGAUGGCCUCCGGCCUGCUCGGCCGAGCCACCAGGCAGCUGGCCGCCGUCGAAGCUAUUCCCUCAUCACGAACCAUCCCGAUCCUGCGCUCUACCAUGCAAUGCCGAAGCUACGCCCAGGCGCAGCGUCCUCGCUGCCAGAACGCCCCGGUGUCCUUCAUUCGCAAUCAAUUCUCUACAACCGCCUUCCGAGCGCGUGCCAAGACCAUGGGUCAACUACGCCAGCGCAACUCGACCGGCCCGUUCUCCUGGAAGGCGGCGGCGCUCUUCAUCCUGACUGGCGCAGGCAUGAUGCUUUACUUCCGGGUUGAAAAGGCGCGCCUCGAGCGGAAGCGGAUCGCGGAGAUGAGCAAGGGUGUUGGGCGGCCGAAGGUGGGCGGGCCAUUCGUGCUGAAGGACACGGAUGGGAAGGAGUUCACGGCUGAAGAUCUGAAGGGGAAAUACGCCUUUGUCUACUUCGGUUUCACUCACUGCCCUGAUAUUUGCCCCGACGAGCUAGACAAGAUGGCCGAGAUCAUUGACAAAGUCAAGGAAGCUACCAAGGACGACAAGCUGUUCCUCCCCGUGUUCAUUACCUGUGACCCUGCCCGUGACACUCCUCAGGUUCUUCGGGAGUAUCUGAAGGAGUUCCAUCCGGAUAUUGUUGGUUUGACUGGUACCUACGAGCAGGUGAAGCAUGUCUGCAAGCAGUACCGGGUGUACUUCAGUACGCCCAGGGACGUUAAGCCUGGCGAGGAUUACCUUGUUGACCACAGUAUCUACUUCUAUCUGAUGGACCCUGAUAAUGACUUCGUGGAGUGCAUUGGCCGACAGGAUACCCCCGAGUCAGCCUCUAAGGUGAUUCUGGAGCACAUUAACGAUUGGAAGCGAGAAGGUCGGCCACUCAAGACCGAGUAA
This is a messenger RNA of Penicillium chermesinum, 912 nucleotides long. Its product is annotated as SCO family protein. Gene Ontology annotation, molecular function: copper chaperone activity; copper ion binding. Gene Ontology annotation, cellular component: mitochondrial inner membrane. The record is from RefSeq and is a predicted model, not a curated record. The transcript has 3 exons. The coding region runs from base 1 to 912 and encodes 303 amino acids. NCBI's taxonomy places the organism in Eukaryota, Fungi, Ascomycota, Eurotiomycetes, Eurotiales, Aspergillaceae. Gene Ontology annotation, biological process: intracellular copper ion homeostasis; mitochondrial respiratory chain complex IV assembly.